AUGAGUCUUCCAAACGACGCCCCUUCAGUGGGAAGUGUCUUGAGCACUGGUCCUUCAGUCAAACAGCACAUCCAGCCAGCAUGGUGGCGGGAGUCUUCGGUGUAUCAAAUCUAUCCUGCUUCUUUCAAGGACAGUACAGGAUCCGGUCGAGGAGACAUCCCCGGUAUCAUUUCCAAACUUGAUUACAUUGCUCGGCUGGGAGUCGACCUGGUCUGGUUGUCACCAAUCUUGCGAUCUCCACAGGUUGAUAUGGGCUAUGAUAUAUCGGAUUAUCGUGAUAUUGACCCCUUAUACGGCAACAUGAAUGAUCAUGAUCAGCUUAUCAAGGGUCUCCAUGACCGAGGAUUGAAGUAUGUGAUGGAUCUCGUCGUCAAUCACACCAGUGAUCAGCACGAGUGGUUCAAGCAAUCGAGAAGUUCUAAGGAUAACCCUUAUCGGGACUGGUACUACUGGCGUCCUGCUAGAUAUGAUCGCGAGGGAAAUCGUACUCCCCCAAAUAAUUGGGAGGCAGCAUUUUCGGGUUCCGUGUGGGAGUGGGACGAAGCCACUCAGGAAUACUAUCUUCACAUCUUCGCUAAGGAGCAGCCUGACCUGAACUGGGAGAACCCAAAAGUUGUGGAAGCCGUGCACGAAGUCAUUCGGUUUUGGCUCGACAGAGGUGUUGAUGGUUUCCGUAUGGAUGUUAUCAAUUUUAUAUCUAAAGAUCCAGGAUUACCGGACAACAAAAUCACCAAACCAGGGUUCCUGCAAAUGAGUGCGGAGCAUUUUGCAUGUGGUCCAAGACUUCAUGAAUUUCUCCAAGGCAUUGGGAGCAUCUUAAAAGAGUACGGUGCUUUCAGUGUUGGUGAGAUGCCAGGAGUGACUGACACAAAGGAGAUUUUGAAGGGAGUAGGACAGGACCGUGGAGAGUUGGCAAUGGCAUUCCAGUUUGAAAUCGUUGACAUGGAUCAUCAGCCUAAUUCCAAGUGGCUGCCGAGACCAUUUGAUGUUCGAGAACUAAAGCAAAUCGUCAAUAAAUGGCAGAGAUUUAUGCUUGAGAAUGGUGGAUGGAACGCGUUGUACAUGGAAAACCACGAUCAAGGCAGAACAAUCAGCAGGUAUUGUGAUGAAAGUGAAGAAUACAGGAUGAAGAGUUCGAAAUUGAUCGCCAGCCAUCUGGCGUUUCAAUCGGGAACCGUCUUCAUCUAUCAAGGACAAGAGCUUGCACAGAUAAAUGUCCCAAAGGACUGGGGUCUCGAAGAGUAUCAGGAUUUAGAGGUUAUCAAUCAUUGGAAGACGGUGCUGGAAGAAUAUCCCGACGACAAAGAAAAGCAAGCGAUUUUCAAGAAGCAGUAUCGCCUGAUCGGCAGAGACAACGCAAGAACCCCGGUGCAGUGGAAGCCCACAGCUGAAGACUAUGCUGGUUUCUCGCCUGCGCCUACCGAAGGCAAUGCCAAAGGGUCGAAACCAUGGAUGUCGAUCCAUCCAGACUUCAAGAAAUGGAAUGCAGAGACACUGGUUGCGGACGAAAAUUCCUCCUUCCACUACUGGCGCCGUGUGCUUCAACUCCGCAAGACACAUAAAGACAUCUUUGUGUAUGGAGAUUUUGAAAUGCUAGACUUCGAAGACGAGCAUGUUGUGGCAUAUCUUCGAACGGCAGAUGAUGCAGGAAACGGAGGGGAUCGAUCGAGAUGUCUCGUCAUUACACACUUCGGUGGCGAGGAUACUUGGUGGACCGUGCCUGGAAAUGUAAAGGAUAUUCUGUUUGACAACGGAGGACUGAGAGAAGAGGCGAUCGUCUCGGACUUGAGGAACUAUGCAUCGGAAGGUAAGGAGAAUGAGGUGAAAAGGGGGGACAAUGGGCAGUGGGCGAUCAAGUUGCGUCCGUGGGAGGUCGUGAUCGCGCUUUCUUAA
This is a messenger RNA of Exophiala bonariae, 1893 nucleotides long. RefSeq lists its product as uncharacterized. Gene Ontology annotation, biological process: sucrose catabolic process; maltose catabolic process. Gene Ontology annotation, molecular function: alpha-amylase activity; oligo-1,6-glucosidase activity; sucrose alpha-glucosidase activity. The transcript has a single exon. The record is from RefSeq and is a predicted model, not a curated record. Bases 1 to 1893 code for a protein of 630 amino acids. NCBI's taxonomy places the organism in Eukaryota, Fungi, Ascomycota, Eurotiomycetes, Chaetothyriales, Herpotrichiellaceae.